AUGAAAGAAUGGAAACACUACAGAGAAUUACUCCUUACAUGGGAAUCCUUGUUACCAGAUAGAUUUUGCUGGAAGGUUUCGGGCGCAUUCCUAGUAGUUUUUUUCCUCCUUUUACGUUGGUAUGAUUCAUUACUACCGGUAAUACAACCGCAAUUCGAAAUCACUUCGUUUUCUCUCACAAACUUCAAAAUUUCUCCAGCCCACCAGAGGCUCACAGCCAACUGGAAUGCUACGUUUGAAGUCCAUUACCCUAACAGUAGAUUCGAUAAGAUUUACUAUGAAUUCUACCCUUUAAUUUCUUACAAUAGUGACAUGUUAACAAGGGCACCAGCACAAGUCAUAGAACAAGACGGCAUGAGUACUACCACCAUUGAUGUUGGACUCUCGGUUGUGGAUUCUUUUGUUGGUGAGCAGGUGGUUUAUGGGAUCAAUAAGGACAGGGCAGCAAGUGGGAAGGUAGGGUUUGAUUUGGGAUUGAAGGCUAACUCUGUAGCGAUGAUGGGUGUCUUUCGGACGGACUGGGGGCUCCUUACUCUUCUGUGUCGUAAUGUGGAGGUUGGGCUUUCAGCUACUAGUGAAUCAGGGAAUUUGGUUGGUGGAGCUAAGCCAUGUGAACUUAGAGGGCAUUUCAUUUAA
This is a messenger RNA of Dovyalis caffra, 636 nucleotides long. Lineage: Eukaryota; Viridiplantae; Streptophyta; Magnoliopsida; Malpighiales; Salicaceae. The record is from the annotation of a GenBank genome assembly.